Molecule: messenger RNA, 1765 nt
Organism: Amorphotheca resinae ATCC 22711
Lineage: Eukaryota; Fungi; Ascomycota; Leotiomycetes; Helotiales; Amorphothecaceae
Exons: 2
Coding region: 243-1469 (408 amino acids)
Source: RefSeq, a predicted model, not a curated record
GUCCGCUGCUGGCUCCAUCUCAUCUCCAGCCAGAUGACACAAAAAACCUAACUACUACAUACUUACUUGCGUCGUGGCUCUGCUGUUGUCUUGCCGCUGUCUAGCCUUCCAAUGGAGAUCUUCUCGUGAUACUGUAGAGGCUAGCAUCUCAUUUCCGCCAUCCCAUAGCUAGCUAUGGACUCAGUCCAUUUCCCGCUCUUUCGGACACCCCCCCGUCGUUACCACAACUAUACUACAACACAAUGACGAGUCCGAAUUAUGAUGCCUCGGCGUAUGGUAGACACGCCGUGGGGUACUCAAGCUUGGAAACACUCCCAUACGUUGACGAGGCAUCCAACUUCGGACGACGCUGCUCUCGGGGAUCUGGUGGACCGAGAGCUGUUGGCUCGAUGCGUAUCGUCAAGUCCAAUGGAACCAGCAGCAGUCCACGAAGCUCAAUGGGGUUGUCACGGCGGAGGACGGUGAUGACUGAUGCGAGACGAAGAAUAGCCACGGUCGAUCGAGGUGUAACUCCGGAGGGAUUCGGCUCCAAUGAUGGUCUACACUUCCGCACGAAAUCAAAUCGACCCCUCAGCUGGCAUCCAUCCUCGAUCCAACAGAUGGGCUCUUCAAACUGCCCAGCGCCUGGUCGCAACAUAAAUAACGAGUUCUAUAUCUUCGACCUCCCUCCAACUCCUGCUCCUUAUUCGAGAUAUGCAUCACCGGCACCAGCUUUCCCCCCUCUACCAUUGCCGUUUUCGAGCUACGACCAGCAACAAUACCCUUACCCAGACGCCCCCCGUCAAUACCCUUCAAAUCCAAAUUAUAUAUAUCAACCUCAAAAUCUUGGACAUCAGGUCCCGAAAUAUAUAUCAGCACCAGCAGGUAGCACGCACGCACCUGUGUAUUCUCACUCCAAUUGGAGCAGCUUUCCUCGUAAGGUCUUUGAGAAGCCUACCGCGCCACCUACCCCCGAGAAAUUCUUUCCAAUACAACACCCUGGCCCAGCCCUCCCAACCGACGAAGCAAUCCCGUAUCGCCCACUUUCAGAUACGGAGGCAGAGGAGGACGGAGAAAUCUUGCGCGGUCUGGGAUUGUAUGACAAUCCCGAGGCAGAGAAAGUCGCUCCGUCAGAUCCACAGUUAGACAACUAUCGGUCGUCGAUGUCGCAACUUGUUGGGACUGAUUACCGGAGGGAGCCAGCUGGGAAAGGGCUAAAGCUCGAAGAAACUUGGAAUCCGCCAACGCCUGAUGACGACUAUGAUAAUAAUGACGGUAACGAGCAAGAUGCAGAGGGAGAAGACGAAGACAAGACGAAGACGUGGCGAAGACCGCAAAGAAUACCACCGAGGUCACAACACAAAACAACAACGGCAGUUACUAUAUUAGCCAUUUCGUCCCCCAAUCUGAUCCCCCUGCUCGACAUUACGACCAUAACAGCUGGAUAUGAAAUGAUAGGAGCAAAUUCAAAAUUUGGGAAGGAUACAUGAAUUUAGUCAUUUUAGCGUAGCGUACAUAGCGUUUGCAAUAAGACGGGUCAGCGAUGGAGUUGGGAAUGGAUAUUGUCUUGUCAGAUUCACGAGCACGGCACAACAUGAUUGAGCACAUGAAUUUUCUAUAUAGUCUAUAACCACCUAGGUAUUUGACUGAGCUUGGAGAUGAGGGAUGGGACGUCUCUUCCUGUGGGUGUUCUGUACUGACUGGGGCAAUGUAAGAUAUCUCUAAGGUGCCGUAGAUAAGGUAGGACAGUAAACGACAGUAAAUUCUACCGUGAGAGAUGUGACGU